This is a messenger RNA of Cynocephalus volans (Philippine flying lemur), 792 nucleotides long. Its product is annotated as HLA class II histocompatibility antigen, DO alpha chain. The transcript has 5 exons. Bases 1 to 792 code for a protein of 263 amino acids. Lineage: Eukaryota; Metazoa; Chordata; Mammalia; Dermoptera; Cynocephalidae. Gene Ontology annotation, cellular component: MHC class II protein complex; membrane. Gene Ontology annotation, biological process: immune response; antigen processing and presentation. The record is from RefSeq and is a predicted model, not a curated record.
AUGGCCCUCAGUGUGGGGCUGGUCCUGGGACUCCACACCCUGAUGACCCUCCUGAGCCCUCAGGAAGCAGGGGCCGUCAAGGCUGACCACAUGGGCUCCUAUGGACCAGCCUUCUACCAGUCUUACGAUGCCUCAGGCCAGUUCACCCAUGAGUUUGACGGGGAACAACUGUUCUCCGUGGACCUGAUGAAGAGGGAGGCCACGUGGCGUCUGCCUGAGUUUGGCAACUUGGGCCACUUUGACCCGCAAGGAGGGCUGGCCAGCAUCGCCAUGAUCAGAGCCCACCUGGAGGUACUGGUGGAGCUCUCCAAUCGCACCAGAGCCUCCAACGAGCCUCCGAGGGUGACUGUACUCCCCAAGUCCCGAGUGGAGCUGGGCCAGCCCAACAUCCUCAUCUGCAUCGUGGAAAACAUCUUCCCCCCUGUGAUCAACAUUACCUGGCUGCGCAAUGGUCAGUCAGUCACCGAGGGAGAGGCCCAGACCAGCUUCUAUUCCCAGCCUGACCAUUCAUUCCGCAAGUUCCAUUACCUGACCUUUGUGCCCUCUGCUGAGGACGUCUAUGACUGCAAGGUGGAGCACUGGGGCCUGGAUGAGCCGCUCCUCACGCACUGGGAGCCCCAGGUGCCUACCCCAUCACCAGACACCACUGAGACCCUGGUCUGUGCCCUGGGCCUGGCUAUCGGCCUGGUGGGCUUCCUCGUGGGCACCGCCCUCAUUGUCUCAGGCACACGUGUGUCCAGUACCCCCAGAUCCUUCUACACAUCAGCCGUAUUCUUCUGUUUGUCAGCCUAG